This is a messenger RNA of Trypanosoma conorhini, 519 nucleotides long. RefSeq lists its product as uncharacterized. The transcript has a single exon. Bases 1 to 519 code for a protein of 172 amino acids. The record is from RefSeq and is a predicted model, not a curated record. Lineage: Eukaryota; Euglenozoa; Kinetoplastea; Trypanosomatida; Trypanosomatidae.
AUGGUAGUAACUUGCUUGAGUGGACAAGUCGUUAGGUGCCGUGUGGACUAUGGUAAUGGCAUCAUCAAGCCCUUUUUGCGGGGUGCCACCAGUGUUUACUCGCGUGAGGGAGUGUUGCUGGAUCUCAAGCCAACCGAUCACAUCAUGUUUCUUUUUGGUGACGUACAUAUGACAAGUGGGAAACUACCCUUGUAUGCGGCGUCCCAGCUGCAACCUACCGCCGUGGUUCCUGGCAUACAUGUGGGCAGCGUGGUUAGCUUCGUGUUGCAGCAGCGUGUAUUUUCACAGGGAGACCUCCUUGCAGGCGCACGUCAAGGGAUUCAGGCGGCUAAGGUGACGAUGAAUGAUGAUGCAUCGUUGAGCGCUUCUUCACAUUGCCUAAGCAACAGUGAGUGGCUGAGGUGGAGGGAGGAGCAAAGGCGUUUAGAGGGACUGCUGCGGAAGAGUGGCCGGAGAAGUGCCUCCGCUCCCCAUGACACCAGUUUGGACUCGUUCAGCGUCAUGCCCAUCGAUUUCUGA